Molecule: messenger RNA, 4818 nt
Organism: Zerene cesonia (dogface butterfly)
Lineage: Eukaryota; Metazoa; Arthropoda; Insecta; Lepidoptera; Pieridae
Gene: Cdc25
Product: M-phase inducer phosphatase-like
Exons: 6
Coding region: 106-2127 (673 amino acids)
Biological process (GO): protein dephosphorylation; positive regulation of G2/MI transition of meiotic cell cycle; positive regulation of G2/M transition of mitotic cell cycle
Cellular component (GO): cytoplasm; nucleus
Molecular function (GO): protein tyrosine phosphatase activity
Source: RefSeq, a predicted model, not a curated record
UCGACGGUCGGCCGUAGUGUAUGGCGUAUCGUGUUCUCUUGUGAUUAAAAUAAUAAUAUAAUGGACUUUUAAUUUAUUAUAAACAAUUAGUGAAAUAUUGUGAAAAUGUGGGGCGAAAGUAGCAAACAUUGUGAGAUUAACUGUCAAUGCUCGGGGCUCAUCACAGAAAACUUCAGAAUAAAUUCCGGUAACAAUGCAAAAAAACGGAAGCAAGAGGAGGCACAUUCACACAACUACAAAAUAAAAGUGCGACCGCACUCUAUAGACUUCAACAAACAAAGCUCUCCACUAACCCCACAACGGAGAGUGCUCGGUGAGAUACAGAACUCGCCAAUUGCACGGAAAGUCUUCAACGACAUACAGAAUUCGCCAAUAGCACAACGGAAGUCAUUCGAACUUCAAAACUCGCCUAUCGCACAACGAAAAGUGUUUAAUGACAUUAGUUCACCGUCACAACGUCGUGUGCUGGGCGAAAUACAAAAUUCGCCAUUCACUGGCACCACACCAACCAGAUUGGAUAAAUCCCCAUUCACACAUACAGUAUAUUCACCAAAACUAACCCCCUUAUAUUUGAAAGAGUCACCACUCUACAAAAAUUCACCAACAAUGGAACGAUUGAGAUCUCCACUAAUAGAGGCACGGGAACGGAAACGGAAUAAAAUUUCUAGAAUUUUCGAGGAUCGGAAUAAAUUUCGGGCGAACAAGGAGAAUGAGAGAUUCAAUAUUGAGGAGGAGACGCAGGAUUGUAUGUUUGGACAGUUCGAAACAAAGAAUGAUUGGUCCGAAUCCAAGCUGGACUUUACGAACCUCCAAACGAAGGCAGAUGAAUCAGACAUAUACGUGCCAGAGAAAGCACUCCCCGUGGACACGGACUUCGAGACCCUCCACGAUCUAGAAGAGGAAUUCGACGCUCAGAACUUUGACGAAUGCAAAUACGAAAUCAUAUCAACAGAUAGUCCGAAUAUCAUAUCCACGGGACGAUCAAACACAAGGAAAAUCAACGCUGGCAGCUUUAUAUUUGGUGCUCCAUUGUCAGACAGUGAAACGUCCACAUCGUUCAACAAACCGACUACAUCCAGAGCUCUGAAUUUCAAGAGCGAACGGACGAAAUCCACGCGCGUGCUUAACUUCGAUGAGGACUUCGAAUUCACGUCCCCGAAGAAAACUUUAUCAGUGAAGAAAAGCUUGAAGUUCUCGGAGAGUCCGAAAUUCGAGAAGUCCAAUAGCAUUACCUCCGUGUCCAGCUCGAUAUCGAAGCGUUUGACGUCCGAAUCUGUUGAAAGUGGUUUCAUAUCGGAAUUCGAAGAGCCCUUCCUGGACAUAGAAGAGAUAUCCAGCUCGCCCAAGAUAUCCAACUUCAGUGAUCUCCUAUCGGGACAGAUUAAGGAUAGCUUCACGGAGAAGUUGAAAGUGCACAGGAGCUUGAGUUUCGAUCCGAGGGAGAAUAAUAAGAGAGUGAGUGAGGAAGAGAGUGGGAGCAGUAAGAGGUUGAAAGCGGAGCAUUGUGCAAGGCCAGUGUUGCAAAGAGCCUUCUCGGAGAAUAAUGCCUCUAUCAUGUCUGCUUUGGCGAGGUCGGCCUGCGAGCCAGAUCUCAUUGGUGACUUCUCCCUGCCGUUUGCGUUGCCCCUCACGACUGGAGACCAUGUGGACCUGAAGUCCAUAUCCUGUGACACCCUCGCUGCCCUCAUCCGUGGGGAGUAUACGGACACUGUACAUGACUAUCAGGUGAUAGACUGCCGGUAUCCAUACGAGUAUGAAGGUGGCCACAUACUUGGUGCCAAGAACCUAUACACCAGCGAGCAGAUCCUGCAGCUGAUGGAGGCUGUGCCGCAGAGGGACGGCAGCAAGCGGAGCAUCCUGGUGUUCCACUGUGAGUUCUCGCUCGAGCGGGGGCCUAAAUUAUCGCGCUUCCUCCGCUCAACCGACCGCGCAAGGAACAAGGACAAGUACCCGUCGCUGCACUACCCGGAGGUGUACCUGCUGCACGCCGGAUAUCGCGCGUUCUUCACCCGCCACCCGCAGCUGUGCUCGCCCGCCGGGUACACCGCCAUGCUGGAUCCGAAGCACCGCCAGCAGUUGCGGCAGCAUAGGGCACCGAAGCGGAAGACCUUUCGGUCUUUCCAGUAGACCGUGUUCGGGAGGGGCGUGUUGAGUAGACCGUGACGGGCGGAGUUGUGUGGUGCGGUUCGAGCGUCGGUCUUUUGAGUAGACCGUUCGGGGGAGUGGUCUUUCGAUCUCUUGUGGGUGUAGAGUUUUGAAUGGACUGGGUUAUGAGACGUAUAUAGAGAAUUGUAACGGUCUUUUGAGUAGACCGUGCGGUGGCGAUGAAUGUUAAGGUGUGAUGAGUAUGAUGUGGUGGUCUUUUUGUUAAUAGACCAUUGUGCUUGACCAUAAAAUGUAUUGUGUAGUAGACGCAAUAGGCUAAUGGUCUAUUAUCUAUUUGCAUUUAAGUAGACCAUUAAAUACUAAAGAACUGAAAGACGAGCCAUUGUGAUAACGGUCUUUUGAGACAGACAAUGUGUUAAAAGACCGAUUUAUAGACUGUUUGAACUUACGUGAAAAGACCAAAAGAAUAGAGCAAAGAAGAAGUGGAGACAUAUAUUACGCGAGUAUUACUGUAAAAAAAAACACGAUUUAAAACGUGUUUUAUUUAAUAUUUAAUUAGUUACUAUAUUUCAUUAUCAUAUAUUAAGAAUCAAAACUUUGAAUGUUGAAUAAAACACGAUUUAAAUCCGUAACAUUCGAUUUAAAAUUGUUUUUAGUCAAACUUUUAACUGCAUGAAUUUUUAUACCAAUUUGGUUAAGGUGCUAAAUUCGAAAAGACUUGGUCUAUUGAGGCCGCAUGAGACGGUCUACUCGAAUUCAGUAGACCGUCGGACAGGUGCUACGCGUAAACCGUUUCUACUCGUAAUAAGACUUGACGUUAAGCGACGAUUUCUAUCCGAGAAUCGUAUCUACAUGCUCAGCAAAUAUUGAUAAACUGAGUAAUACGAGAGAGAUAUUUUAUAGAGAUCGUGAAAAAAUAUGAGACUAAAGUUUAAUUAUUGACUUAACAAGUGGACCUAAAGAACUGACAUAUUUGGCAUUUUUAAUUAUUUACCGACAAAAAACACCUAACGCCAUCAAAAAGUUCUGAAAGUCCAUAGAUAAAGGUCAAUCAUUAAAAAUAUAUAAAAAGAAAUAUUGUACAUAUAAAAAGCUAGAAUUAUACAGACAUUCAUGUCUUAAUAGAUAUAAUUGCAUAGUCUACUAAAAAGACUGGCGCGGUCUUUUUAAAAGACUAAAAUGCAACAUGAUGUACAUAAAACGCCAUACUAUUUUAGAAAAAUACCCACCUCUAGGUUAAGGAAACUGCAAUAUAUUUAAAAAACAAAUUAUUUUUAUACUUGGUACAUAAUCAUGGUAGAAAAUUUAAAUAACAACCAAUAAGAUUAAAAAAAAAAGUUUAUAAUUGCUACGCUUGCCAAAUCCCCACAGAUAAAAAAAUACACACACAACACAGAUAAAUAUAAAAAAUAAAAAUUUAGAAAAUAACUAUCAUGGUAUAAAAUUUUUAUUUGUAAGUUCUUUUAAAUAUUUUUAAUUCAAAAUUACUAAAUAGGAUUAUAUAACCAAGUAAUCGGCUGCCAUGAGAAACCCAAAAAUAUAUAAAUAAUUAAAUCUAGGAUAAAUUAACAUAAUGAUUCCUCCUACAUCAAUUCCUAUACCUUCUAUUUUUAAAAGUCCUUUCCCAAUAAAAAAAAAACAUUUUCUAACUAAACACUCCCAAAAAAAAAAACAAUUUUUUCCUUCAAUGUCAUAGAAAAUUUAAUCGAUUUCCAAUCGUGAUCCUAAACAUUUUUUACAAGCUAUCAUUAAAUUCAUAAUUUUUUAUAGGAUAAAAAUUAAACUUCUAAAACGAAUGAUUUAACGCUUUGUCAUCGAAAUGGUCAAAAAUGCUUGUCCACAAAAAAUUGUGCCAUAAAACUUAAUAUAAAUAUGUUUAAAUAAUAAUUAAAAAGAAAUAACUGUAAUGAAGCAUUGCUUGCAUCCCAUAUCUUAACCCCUGUCACAAACUCCCUAGACUACUCUACAAAUUUCGUUCAAAAAUGCUCUAAAAAUACAUUUAAAAUGAAAAUUGUAUGUCGCCAUCUGGGUGACACGGCAAUAUUUUUACGCUUGUACCAUAAAAAUAUAUUUUAUUAGAUGUUUUUAUAUUAAUAUUUUGGAUGUAUGAUUAAACCUUUUUAAAAUUCAUUAAAGCAGAUGUAUCUAACUAUGAUGAAGAAUAAACACUUAUUUUUCGUAAAUCUACAAGACUGUUUUUACGAUUAUUAAAUUUAGUUAUAUUUCGAUUUUUUUAAUCAUACCUCCAAAGUAAUUUAGAUGUACCCUCUUUAAUUACGCUUACUAGUGAUAAUUGUACAUAACCCGACACAUGUGGUGUGCCGAAUGAUAAUAUUUAAGGUUUAAAUAGAUAAAAUUAUGAAAUAACGUCAAAACUGACAUUUAAGCAAAACUGCGUUAUGUACUGUAAUAGAAUUUAUAUUAAGAUGAAACUAUUUUCAAAUUCAGAACUAUUUUCGCGGCAAAAACCAAAGAUGACAGCAUAUGAUGUUUUUUUUUUUAACAGCAAAAAGGGCAUUUGCUGUCAUUUUAAAAAUUUGCCGCGAAAGUGGCAAUGGAAAUUUCUGGAAUCUGUGAAGUCAUUUUAAUUUGAUUCGGAAUAACGGCCAUUUUUCUCCAAAGCAAUGUUUCGGAAUUGAAAAUUAAGUAAUAUAUUAUCUGUAGUUAUUAUAUUUGAUAGAUUUUAAUUGUGUAUAGAUUAAUUUGAAAUAA